AUGGGUCAGAUAACACAACAGAUUACAAAUUCUCAAGCACCAGGUGCCCUACCUAGUGCAACAGUAACAAACCCGAGAGAUAAUAAAAUUGUGAAUGGUGUGACAACAAGAAGUGCCAAAGCUGCUGAAAUUCUUGAAGAGGAAUCUGAGGAGGAAGAUCCACCACUUGAAGUGGAUCUUGAAAUCUUAGAAAACAAGACUCCAGCAGAUGAACCCAUUGUAAUUCAGCCUACUGAGCAAGAAAAAUCCAUUGCACCAAAGCCCAUCAUUAAGCUCCCAUUCCCACAAAGACAAAGAAAAAAAGGACAACAUGAGAAAUAUUUUGAGAAGUUCUUGGAGAUGUUCAAGAACUGGGAGAUCAAUAUUCCAUUUUCUGAAACACUUGAGCAGAUGCCUAUCUAUGCUAAAUUCAUGAAGGAUAUCAUUUCCAAGAAGCGCACCAUUGAUACUAACCCUGUUCUUCUAACUGAAACUUGUAGUGCUAUCUUGCAGGGUAUGAAGAUUCCAAUAAAGAAUCCAGAUAGAGGUUCGAUGACUAUUCCUUGCACCAUCGGAGAUAGAUCUUUUAAGAAAGCAUUGAUUUAUUUAGGGGCUAGUGUGACCCUCAUGCCGUUGUCCAUCUAUAAGAAACUCGGCAUAGGAAAUUUGCAACAUAUCAGGAUGACACUUCAGUUUGCAGAUCAUUCGGUAAAAAGACCCUUCGGGGUAGUUGAGGAUGUUCUGGUAAAAAUUGAUAAAUUUGUAUUUCCUGUUGAUUUUGAAGUUCUUGAGAUGCCGGAAGAUGAGGAGAUUCCUCUUAUUUUGGGUAGACCGUUCUUAGAAAUAGGAAGGUGUAUGAUAGACAUGGAGGGAGGUACCAUUACUCUCAAAGUCUAUGAUGAAGAGCUAAAAAUUGAUGUAAGAGACACUAUGAAACAUAAAGAAGACAUAGAGACAAGUCAUACUGUUGAAGUGAUUGAUAACAUGGUGGUGAAAGCCGUGCAAAGCCCGGUUCCUAAAUCUUCUUUAGAGAGAGUUCUUAGUAUGUCCGCACAAGAAAUAGAGGACAAUGAGGAUGAAACAGAGAGAGAAAUUCUUGCCAUAUUAGAUUCACACCAUCCUUGGUUGAAAUCCAAACGACACCGGUGGGAGGACCUGAGAAUUUCACCUGAAACUGAGUCAGAAAAGGAUGACAAAGCAGGUAAAAGUUCUGAAUUGAAACAAUUACUAGAAAAUCUUAAGUAUGUGUUUUUGGACUCUGGAACCAAAUGUCCUGCUAUUAUUAGUUCUGAAUUAAAUGAAAAGGAAGAGGAGAGAUUGAUACAGGUGCUGAAGAAAUAUAAAAGUGCUAUAGGCUGUGAUCUGAAAGGAAUUAGUCCCACAGUGUGCUUGCAUAAGAUACUGAUGGAUGACAGUCACAAACCAGUGGUGCAACCCCAGAGAAGGCUAAAUCCUGCAAUGAAAGAAGUAGUGAGAAAAGAGGUAGUAAAAUUGUUAGAUGCAGGAUUAAUUUAUCCUAUUUCUGAUAGCUCUUGGGUUAGUCUGGUGCAUGUGGUGCCCAAGAAGGGAGACACGACAGUGAUUCUAAACGAGAAGAAUGAAUUGAUUCUGACUCGUACAUUAACAGGUUGGAGAGUGUGUAUUGAAUACAAGAGGCUCAACACUGCAACAAGGAAAGACCAUUUCCUCUCCCUUUUAUUGAUCAGAUGUUAG
Vicia villosa (hairy vetch) is the source of this 1692-nucleotide messenger RNA. RefSeq lists its product as uncharacterized. The coding region runs from base 1 to 1692 and encodes 563 amino acids. Gene Ontology annotation, biological process: proteolysis. The record is from RefSeq and is a predicted model, not a curated record. The transcript has a single exon. Gene Ontology annotation, molecular function: aspartic-type endopeptidase activity. NCBI's taxonomy places the organism in Eukaryota, Viridiplantae, Streptophyta, Magnoliopsida, Fabales, Fabaceae.